Molecule: messenger RNA, 6360 nt
Organism: Anopheles nili
Lineage: Eukaryota; Metazoa; Arthropoda; Insecta; Diptera; Culicidae
Gene: PTP-ER
Exons: 3
Coding region: 1-6360 (2119 amino acids)
Biological process (GO): protein dephosphorylation
Molecular function (GO): protein tyrosine phosphatase activity
Source: RefSeq, a predicted model, not a curated record
AUGCUGCAUGCGCUUGGCAGCGACUGUGCGCUUCGACUGCCGCGAUUGGUGGCUGUAAUUGUAAGCACGUUGCUGGUGGGAUCGCACACGUCCCCGACGACCGUGUAUGAUAGCUUCGGCGGUAACCAUGCGCUCCGGCUGAGACCGGCCAUCGAGGGAGUUUCCGGGCGAAGCCAUCAUCACCCAGAUCAUCAUCAGCUUUCGUCUCAUCGAAACGCGGCUGCCGAGGAACGCCAGCAAGCGGUGGAAUCGCUUCCAGUGCAACAGCAACUGCUUGCCACCGACGCGGGUGUUACGCGCGUACCGUGGUACGGAUUAACCGAACUUUCCGAUGUACUGCUACUGGGCGUGUUAGUGACGGUGCUCGUUAUCGGGAUACUACUGUUUGUCGUGCUAUUGUUGGGCUUGCGGGCCAAACUGCACCAUUUGCGUGUGGAACGGAACGCCGAUCGGUUGCUCGCGGAUGAUGCACAUCAACCGCAGCAAGUGACGUGCAGUACAGUGAAGUGCAUUGACAGUGAGAGCAAACUAAAACCACCGAACCAGCCACCGAUCGUACUGUUGGAAGCGAGCUCGCUGGUAAAACCAAUACCAGCCACGUGCGUUGCCGUUACGGUGGGUGAUUGUGGGGGCAGUGUAGGACCAUCUCGGGUGCGUCGUCGUACCGAGGAGCUUCUUAAUCUAUCCGACAAGUGGUACCGUUCGGCGUCGGGAACGGGCCCACGGUCACCGACCAUUCCCGUACCAUUUCCGUUGCCAACGGUGACGACCAACAUGAGCGCGUCGAUCGGGGCAACCGCGAUUGACCAACCGAACAGUAGUAGCAGCACCACCACCAGCUGUCAAACCGAACGGCUACCAAGCGACGACAAGGAAAACUGCGAUCAACUGACACAUCCCGAGCAGGGAGAAGAACAUCAACAACAUCCGAGUAGCCAGCGGAACCUGCUGAAACGUCAAACCGUUGCGGAACUGUCCGUUUUUGGACCGACCGGUGGUCCUGCGCCUGGUACACCCGGUAACGGAUCACCUACGACUUACAUUCAGCUUCUAACGCCUUCUUCCGCUUCAUCGCUUUCCACGUCCGCCACGACCACCGACAAUAAUGCGACACCCACGAAAGCGGCCGCAGGUGGUGGGGUUAGUGGAGGGCCACUUUCAGCCGCAGAAUCGAUGGCAGCGGCAAGGUUUGGCUUUUCGCCUCGUUCGAUCCAUUCGUUCACCGUGCAAACGGCUACAUACUUUCGGUUUCCGGAUGUGGAUGAUUUUACGCCGACACCUCGCACGUUGCCGAAACGGCACGGGGGAGAUGAUUCUUCUUCGACACCACCAGCUGUAGACGCACGAACGGGUGAGGAGGAUGCGGAACAGGACCAACCGAAGCGGAAGGAGCAGGAUGUGGCUGUCGACGCGCCUCGGGUGUCGGUGGUAGCUCCAUCCCCAGGCUCGAUGCCACUUCCGGUACUGCCGGUAGUGGCAAAAGACACCACGUCAGCUGCUCCAUCGGAUGAACCGCCAGCUCCGUCGGUUAACCGGUUAGAGGGUUUGGAACCACGACCAGCCAGGAUCUGCGCCCCAAUGGCGUGUCGACGUGUGCGGCUAAAGUCCAUCUCGCUGGAUUCGGAAGGCGCUCGGUUGGUGGAGGAAAAUCUUACCUCCACCAUCCCGGUGCAGGAACUGGUCGGAAUGGCGGCCCAACGGACCGGGGGAGGGUUCGAUUGCGUCGUGGAUGAUGACGACGACAACGAGGAGGACAUUGGCGGUGGCAUUGACGAUGACAAGGAUGGUCAGGGAGACGACGAAACGCGCCCAUCCGAUCUAACCCAUGAGACUGAAAAGGUCACGGAAGACACCGCGGCACUGCGUCGUGCCCAGCGCUGUGAGGAGCGAGCCAAAAGCGUCCGGAACAUUUUAAACCUCCGACUGAACAUCCUGCCAAUGCCGUCGGGAGUAACGCCGGUAACGUCGCAGGCCACACAACCCCCACCGGCCGCUUCCCAGUCGACGGGUUCGGUAGCGAAAUCGACCCUUCGAACGGCCACCGUCUCAGGAUCGAUAUCCAACCCGGCAAUGAGCAGCACACAGAACCAUGGGCUGGAGGACAGCAACGAGCAGUUUUACUUCGAGUACUUCGACUACGGUGACGACGAGGACGAAACGGACGACGAGUACUACGAGGUGGAGUACGGCGAGGAGCAUGAGGACAAUAACAACAACCAUGGUGGUGGUGGUGGAGCGACGGUGGGCGUUUUACCACCGGUUCCGAAAACACCAACCCUGUCCCAAUCGAAGCAGAAAGCCAGCUCGCUUGACUCGGAUAAACUCCGGAUGGCUGCGCUUCCGUACGGUGUCGGAUCGAGCGCGUUUGGGUCCGUUAGCUGUGGCGGUGGCAUUAGCCACAUUAUGAGCAUCGCACAAUCGACAAGUGGUCAGAAUAUGUCCACGCACCAUCAUACAUCCUCCACACAGCACCAUCAGCAGCAGCAGCAGCAACAGCAACAUUACAGCCAAUUUCAGUUCCACCAACAGCUGCAACAGCACCAGCAGCAGCAGCAACAUCAGCAACAGCAGCUGCAUCAGCAUUCGCAACUGUACGUGCAUCAGCAGCAAGCGGGUCAGUUGCAGCAACCACGGCGGGUUUCUUCCGUAUCUGUGCCAACCACGCCUAAACGAUACCAGUAUCGGACGGCGAUCAACCCUCACUAUUAUCAUCACCAGCAGCAGCAGCAUUAUGCGAGUGGACAAUCAAAGCUGAAACCUUCCACGUAUCAGGGUGGUACGACAGCUUCAUCCACACCCGUCAGUGACGGUGGCGGUACGAAUGGGAACCGCAAGGAAAAGGCAUCUCCGCUGGGGUACAAAUCGAUCUCGGGUGGUGACACCGUGCCACUUUCCGCGUCACAAUCCCCUUCAGAUAGGCCGAAACCGGACGAGGGAACGGCGAAGGUCACGGCACCGACUGGUGGCCGUUCGAGUAUCCUGCAACGACGCGGUUCAAAUCACAGCCUCACGCUAAACCUGGACGUGCUGAAUCGGGGUGGUAGCGUCGAUUUGACCGCAUCCAGCUGUAGUCUUUACCGGGGUUCGUACAAAAACCUGCACCAGGUGCAAUCGCACUCGCAGCUGUACCAACCACAUCCGGCGGAUGUAGCAGCGACCGGGGGCGGGAACGUGGUACGGGUUCAAUGCCAACAGCCCUCUCCUCAGCAGCAGCAACAGCAGCAGUUGGGUAGUACGACGACGGGUCACAGCAACAGCAACAUUAGCGGUAGCAAUAACGCGAACACGAGCAAAAAGAAUCUCCUGCAACGGCGCGGUUCCAAUACGAGCCUUACGUUGAACCUCCGGUCGGGUGUUGGGACGGGUGCGUCCGGAACCGUUGGGUCUACGUUCGGUUUGAAUCGCUUCAGUAGCCACAAUUCACUUAACACGACGCACAUGUCCACGCUCGGUGCUAUCAAUGCGAGCCACGGGCAGCAACAUCAGCAGCAACAGCAGCAGCAACAACAGCAGCAGCAUUCGUCCUCGAUGGUACGCCCGGCUGGGUCACGCAAGAGCCUCCUCGAGCGGCGAAACUCGAACGCAAGCUUGACGUUGAUCAACGUAAACCAACGCACGCUGUCCGUUUCGAAUUGCAACCUGCGUGGUUCCAUUUGUAGCCUCAACAGUCUGCUGACUACGCACACUCAGAACGAACCACCGGCCUCCGGGAUGAUGCUGGAAGAGGACGAACUGGACGGCAAUGGGGAUAACGAUCAUCACCUGCAUCACGAUCACCAUCAUCACCAUCAUCAUCACCACCAUCAUCAGCAUCAUCAUCAGCAUGGGGCGCAUCUUCACGGGCAGCAGCAUCACGGACCGUUGCACAGGACCGGUGGUGAAGGCGAGUUACGACGGUUCGGAAGCAGCGUGGACGCAUCCUUUCAGGGUAACGAUGGUGCAACGGGUCCAGCGGAUGGUAGCGACGGUGAUCGGGCGGGUGGAGGAGGCAGAGCGUGUGCGUACGGGAGACUAGCCGUGGGUCCGAUGCAUGGAACCGGUGGCCAUGAUACGUCCCGGUUUGGACACGGUGGCGUUGGUGGAGCAGCUCGUCAGCGCAAGUUUCGCAGUUCGGACAGUUUGCACAACAUAAAUACCCGUGAUGGAGGGCUGCAUGGGUGUGAGCUGACGGCGGGAAAACACCGGCAUCAUCACCCUCAUGGCAUGAUGGAACAGAACCACGAACGGGAGCAGAUGUCCGAGGCGAAGCUGAUGACGGUUAGCACGUACCAGCAGCGUAGUUGUCAGUCGUCCUUCGACGAGCGCCAUCAUUAUGGAUCAUCGGAAAACUUUAAAGAACACCAGAACAAACUGUCCAUCCACCGUGGGCUGUUCCAGAAGGAUCCUGCCACCGUAACGUCGACCUCAUCCGCGAACAACCUGUCGGCGCUGGGUACGGGUUCGCUGUACAACAGCUGCUGUUGCUCGUGUUGCUGCGGUUGCGGGUGUUGUUGCUGCUGCUACGGUGGCGGUGACGGUGCGCUAGGUGAUGGCGGAUGUUGCGACGCGAACGGGCUCACCCUGAAGGCAGGCAACCUAAGCAUCUCGAACUCGAACGUGCGAAACAUCUCCACGAAACCGCUCAGUCCGCAGACGACGAGCGAGGACUUUAAGAUCUACCUGGCCAACAUACAGUUCCUCCAGAACGCAUCGAACGUGCUUACGAUAGCGUACCUGCGCAAGCUGCACAACUUCUUUAGCAAAACGUACCGUAAAAUGGUUGCGUCCGUUUCGGCGGACGCCGGAAGUCAACGAAAGGUAACGAACGAUGAUCUGGGCGGGGAGAGUGGUGACGUUGGGCAGGCUGUGGCCGGUGGUCAGAAGAUGGCGUUGCUGCAUAGUGAUAGCCUGCAUCAUCCGCCGGUGUGUGACGAUGAGUCGUACGAUGAGGAGCACAAGAAGAUGGUGCUGAAGAUUCAUCAGGAGUUUUGGGACCUGCCGACCAACUACCAGGAGAAACCGCUCGUGUUUGGGUCGCAGGCGAAGAAUCGCUAUAAAACCAUCCUGCCGAACGAGCACUCACGCGUUAUACUGGAAUCGGAACGGAACCCGCUCACGGAACCGUACAUCAACGCGAACUACAUCAAGGGUCCUGAUUACGCGAACAACAGCUACAUCGCCACGCAAGGACCGCUCCCGAACACGAUCUACGAGUUUUGGCUUAUGGUGUAUCAGAACGUGGCAAGGACAGCCGCGGCCAGCUCUACCGGGGCAACACUUAUCACCGCUGGGCUCGAGCAGCGGAUCGUAAUGCUGACGAACUUUGUUGAGAACGGGCGCCAAAAGUGUGCGGUUUAUUUUCCCCAAAACGAGGACGAUUGGCUCGCAUUUGGUUGUUUGGCCGACACGGACGUAAGUGAGGUGCUGCGUGAUAAAGACACGCUGGCGGCAACCUGUCUCGAGGAACAGGAUUCGAGUGAGAGUUCAACCGAAACUCCUGUCCGGGGCGUUCGAUGCGAUAGUUGCUUCUUUCUCGUGCACAAUGAGCGUGUGGAGCAGCGGAAUGGCUACACAAUGCGCACGUUGCGUGUCAUCCACGGUUUGCGGAAGGAGUGUGUCGUGUCAAAUGGCACUUCCGGAGACGAUACGUCCGACGGUGAGUCACUGUUUGAGUUGAGCGCGUUCCGUGCUCACCAUUAUUGGUUUCCUGAUUGGCCGGAUCAUCGGUCACCGAAUGACAUUAACGUGCUCCUGGAUUUGAGUCUCGAUGUGCUUGGAACGAGCGUAGGCGAUGCGCCACGGCCAGAAAGCAGCAACGCAUUGCGAGGCAAACAACCGGGCACACCGGGUUUGGAGGAAAACGGCGCCAUAGUGUCCAGCUCGUCUACACCGACCGUACUCCCGAUCGUGCACUGUUCGGCCGGUAUUGGCCGCACGGGGUGCCUGAUUGCGAUACUGAACGGUUUGCGGCAACUGCGGCUUUCCGUCAUGACACACCGAGCCCGGCAGCAACCGAAGCAACUGCAAAUGUUGGCCCAGGAUGACGCACCAUCCGUCGGUGAAGAACGGAUCGUAUCCGUCGACGAGUUGCAGGACGUGCUGGAACAAUCGGUACCUUUGCCACCGGUGCCGGACGGGACGGUGACACGAAAACGAAGCUCCCUGGUUGCUCCGACACCGGCCAACAGCAAUGGGAUGGGUCGAGCAACGCGGGAUGGCGCUGGUGGCCAGCGUGAAUCCGGUCAGGUGGACAUCCUGGGCAUAGUGUGUAACCUGCGGUUGCAACGCGGUGGCAUGGUACAGAACUCGGAGCAGUACGAGCUGAUCCACCGAGCCCUGUGCCUGUACUUGGAGAAGCUUACGCAGGAAGGACAUAUAUAA